AUAUGUAUUUGAGUGCAACAGAAACGUAGACAGAGCAUAUAGAUGCAAACACGUUCCCCGUGUCACAUCUACACUAAGUUUACCUUCUAGAACCGCUUUUUUCUCAUGUGAAAUCAUAAACAACCUGAAAAAAUAAAAACACCUGCACUGGGAAGGUCUUUGCGCUCAUUACCUCUAAAGUAGGAUAAACGGAAUUAACCGAGUGCUGCGAUUCUUUCGACAUUUUCUAAGAAACAGGACAGCCAAGUACCUGCAGAUAUAUUUAUAAUUAUUUAAAGAAUCAUAUUCUAUUCUAAAAUUAGUGUGUUUAUGUACAAGAGAUAAUCAUAACAGGUGGGCAGUAUAGUAUAAUGAAGAAAAGUGUUGGAUUGUAGAAAAUUCUCCUUCAAACUAGUGAUUUCAACGCCUCUACUUCUAAAUACGAUCAAGGUAACUCAGGGGACGACCAGAGAUACGGUAGUAGCCCAGCAUGCAACAAAAGCAGCGACAGCAGAGAUUCAAAUUCUUCAAAAUCCUUGAGGAACAAAGAGUAACCGUUUAUUAUUUAUCAGUGAUUACACCUCGCAUAAUGAAAAAAGGAACAAAACUCACUACGAAGAAACGAUAAAAGCGUUCUAGACCAUCAGCCGUGAUAGCAACACACAGCGUUACUAAUCAACUCCCUUUUAUUAAACUGUAAACAUCAGCAGCACAAACCACAAACUAACCAAUUUCCAGUGCAAAGAGCGAUUUUCAGAAAUUUUAGGGAGAUCUUGAAGGAAAACUAUUUUUCAUAGACCCUGUGUAUGAGUGUGUGACCCAGGAGCUUACAGAAGCACUAAGAAGAAAAUACAAAUUUUGUGUUAGUGUCGGCGAAGUCAGUGAUUGACAGUAGAUCAGGUCAGGUUCUACGAGCAGUGCUCGAUCGGGUGAACCGAGUGUCACGGUGGCUAGUUUAGUGAGCGGCAACGUCGCGGUGCGUUACGAUGAGGCAUCGGGGGCGGGGGCAGUCGUGCUGGCCCCCGCUUCCAGGCUAGCCGCUCAAACAGGGUCUAGCAUGGACACCUCGGAAGAGCCUGGCUCAGGCCUGGUGAAGGCCGAGUCCCCAGAGCAUCUCGCUGGAACCUCGACGACGGUUUCCGCGGUGAGUGGCCCUGUAGGUACCGGAAGUGGACUAUUUGCUGGGAUAGCUAACAGUAAUAAGCGACCAAGGCCCGAUGACUGGCUAACGCCCAACAGCCCUAGUUCCCCUCAAAACCCAAUGUCCACGCAGCACCUCAUUUACACCACUCCUCAGCAACAACUUAGUCAGCAACAGCAGCAGCAGCAACCUCCCCUCGCCCAUUCCACUCCUCUCGGACAGAGUCAGCAGCAAGCACCCCCACAAGUACCAAACAACAAUGGUUACGCGAGUCCAAUGAGCUCUGGCAGCUAUGACCCUUACAGUCCCAAUGGUAAAAUAGGAAGGGACGAUCUUUCACCACCCAGUUCGCUGAACGGUUACAGUGCAGAUAGCUGCGAUGCGAAAAAGAAAAAAGGCCCGACUCCUAGACAGCAGGAAGAACUUUGUUUGGUAUGUGGCGAUAGAGCGUCGGGUUAUCAUUAUAACGCUCUCACCUGUGAAGGUUGCAAAGGUUUCUUUCGCCGGAGUAUCACCAAAAACGCCGUUUACCAGUGCAAGUAUGGAAACAAUUGUGAGAUUGAUAUGUACAUGCGUCGCAAGUGCCAGGAGUGUCGAUUGAAGAAAUGCCUUACAGUUGGUAUGAGGCCAGAAUGUGUUGUUCCCGAGUAUCAAUGUGCGGUAAAACGCAAGGAGAAGAAGGCCCAGAAGGUAGGGGAGAAAGACAAGCCAAACAGUACAACGAUGAAUGGUUCACCAGGAAGUUUAGGUGGAAUGGGCCCCGAUCAAAUAGGAGUGAAGAUGGAGCUAACGGAAGGUGAUACUCUCUCUAUUUCCGGUAGCAGUGGCACCGGUAUCCCCAUUGGAUCUCAAAAUGGCGUUAAGCCCGUCAGUCCUGAACAAGAAGAGCUUAUACAUAGGCUCGUGUACUUUCAAAAUGAGUUUGAACAACCCAGCGAAGAGGAUCUGAAAAGAAUCACCAAUGCACCAACGGAUAACGAGGACCCCAGUGACGUUAGAUUUAGACACAUCACCGAAAUUACGAUAUUGACGGUGCAGUUGAUUGUGGAGUUUGCCAAGAGGUUACCGGGUUUCGACAAGCUUCUCCGCGAGGACCAGAUUGCGUUGUUAAAAGCGUGUUCGAGUGAAGUGAUGAUGCUUAGGAUGGCGAGGAAGUACGAUGUCCAAACCGACAGUAUUGUAUUCGCGACUAAUCAGCCAUACACGCGCGAUAGUUACAGUCUAGCUGGCAUGGGUGACACCAUCGAGGACCUUUUGCAUUUCUGCCGGCAAAUGUAUGCCAUGAAGGUCAACAAUGCGGAGUAUGCUCUACUCACGGCCAUCGUUAUUUUCUCAGAGAGACCAAAUUUACUGGAGGGUUGGAAAGUUGAGAAGAUACAAGAGAUCUAUCUCGAGGCCCUGAGGGCCUACGUGGACAAUCGGCGUAAGCCUAAGUCCUGCAUGAUGUUCGCGAAGUUGCUCUCUGUGCUGACAGAGCUGAGAACCCUCGGCAAUCAGAACAGCGAGACGUGCUCCAGUCUGAAGCUCAAGAACAAGAAGCUGCCACCCUUCCUCGCCGAGAUCUGGGACGUGGUGCCCUAGUUUCCCGAUCACUGGUCACCGGGACCCGCUCCGGUUGGCUAAAAGUGUUUGGUCGCGCACGCCCUUCAAGGACGUCAUACGUUCGAGAUAUUGUCCAAGGGACGUUCAGGUACGUCGAGCCAGAGACGAAAGAGUGUCUGGCGAAGGAGGCGGCGUACGUGACUUCUGUACUAGUGCACCACUAUGCCACUGUCUCUGCACCAUCAUUGUCGUCACCGCCCUCGAGUGGCAUCUGAUCAUCGCUCCCACAUCUUUUUUUAAGCACACAAGAUCUAGCCAGCAUAUAAAAACUAUGGUCAAAAACUAAAAGAUGGACAAAAUAAUGAAAGAAGACGGCUUACGAUGGAGGAAAGAUCUGUUG
This is a messenger RNA of Belonocnema kinseyi, 3062 nucleotides long. It is a transcript of the gene Ecr, whose product is annotated as ecdysone receptor. Bases 1037 to 2701 code for a protein of 554 amino acids. The record is from RefSeq and is a predicted model, not a curated record. Gene Ontology annotation, cellular component: nucleus. The transcript has 6 exons. NCBI's taxonomy places the organism in Eukaryota, Metazoa, Arthropoda, Insecta, Hymenoptera, Cynipidae. Gene Ontology annotation, molecular function: RNA polymerase II cis-regulatory region sequence-specific DNA binding; nuclear receptor activity; zinc ion binding. Gene Ontology annotation, biological process: cell differentiation; negative regulation of transcription by RNA polymerase II; positive regulation of transcription by RNA polymerase II.